AUGCAAAUCUUUACUCUUGUUGUCUCUAUCCUCAACUUUCUUGGGAUUGUCCAAGGCGCUGGAAGUGCAAUCAAAGGCACGGGUUCAACCACUCGUCAGUGGUCUUGUUGCAAGAACUCUUGCUCCUGGCCGGGAAAAGCUCUUGUUGACAAGCCCGUAUUGACAUGCGAUGCAAGCGACAAUCUUCUCGACAACUACAAUAGACGUGAUGGCUGUGAGAGUGGCGGUGGCUCAUAUGCUUGCUCGGACCUCAGCCCUUUCGCUGUGAGCAACGAUCUGGCGUAUGGCUUCGCCGCAGUCAACCUUGCGGCUUCGAAUGAGUCUGCCUGGUGCUGCUCUUGCUACUCCCUGACAUUCACCUCCGGUCCGGUCAACGGGAAGAAGAUGGUGGUUCAAGUUACCAAUACUGGAUCCGAUCUUGGGGAAGACGUGUUCAACAUAGCUAUCCCCGGUGGCGGCGAAGGUGCUAUCCGGGGAUGCACAAAGCAGUAUGGUGGGCAAGACGUCUGGGGCGAAGACUUUGGUGGCGUAGCGCACAGAGACGAUUGCGAAGCUCUUCCCACUGCUCUGCAGGCCGGCUGUUAUUGGCGCUUCGACUGGUUUCGAGCAGCCGACAAUCCAACCAUCAAUUGGGAGAAGGUGACUUGUCCUGAGGCUCUGUCGUCAACUUCUGGCUGCAGACGUAAUGACGAUCCAAUUCCGGGGCAGAACACUCCGUCACCGACACCUACGACAUCUGCUCCGAUAUCUUCUGGUACUGUACAGCCUGGGGGCCAGUGUGGUGGAAGAACUUACAAAGGCCCUACCCGAUGCGUAGGAGGCACGGUCUGUACCUACGUCGAUGAGAACUCAUACUACUGCCUUGCAGAUCCAGCCAGUACACGGACGACACGGACGACGACAACAUCGGCUAGUGCCAUGCCGACAAUUGGUCUACCAUACGAUCGUUGUGGAGGAAACGGAUGGACCGGCCCUACGACGUGCAAAGAUUCUGUGGUACUCACAAUGCCAACCACCAGUUUCAUCGCAGAAAUCGUCAAGCUCGCGGCCUCAGACUACCGCUAAACCAUCAUCCACCUCAAUUGUUCCGCCAGGACGGCCAUCAACGCGCACCCGGCGCACAACCACGACCAAACCUGCGACGCCGAUAGCCACAGGUCCAGUACAACUAUAUGAUCAGUGCGGCGGGCAGACAUGGCAGGGUUCGACAACCUGCAAUCAGGGGUUAAUUUGCUUCAAGGUUGACGAAUACUACUCACAAUGCCAGAAACCGUCUUAGACGAGUGGAACGUAAGGGAACGGUGUGGCAAGGACAGUGAUUUUUCCGCUUCUCGACGAUGAAUAAGCCGUGCUGCUAGUACAUAUGUGUUGGAGCAUGAUUG
This is a messenger RNA of Alternaria alternata, 1382 nucleotides long. RefSeq names its product endoglucanase-5. Lineage: Eukaryota; Fungi; Ascomycota; Dothideomycetes; Pleosporales; Pleosporaceae. The record is from RefSeq and is a predicted model, not a curated record. Gene Ontology annotation, biological process: carbohydrate metabolic process. Bases 1 to 1065 code for a protein of 354 amino acids. Gene Ontology annotation, molecular function: cellulase activity; cellulose binding. The transcript is spliced from 3 exons. Gene Ontology annotation, cellular component: extracellular region.